Stylonychia lemnae is the source of this 2334-nucleotide messenger RNA. NCBI's taxonomy places the organism in Eukaryota, Ciliophora, Spirotrichea, Sporadotrichida, Oxytrichidae. The record is from the annotation of a GenBank genome assembly.
AUGAUGAAUGAAAACUUAGAGUGCAAACAGAUAAAAUCUUUGCAGUUUUUUUAUGACAUAAUUAAAGCUUACUAGAAGCUGACAUAGUUUGACAUAAAAGACAUUUUAAAGAGAGAUGAUAAGCUAAGGACAUUCCUUUAAGAGUAGCAGCUAAAUUUGCUUGAGCUCGAGAAAUUUUUUAGUGACUAACCAUUCAUAAUUGAGAAACACGAUAAUCAGAGAAAAAGAAAAGCAGAUGAAAAAGAGGAAAAUGCCCAUAAUGAAGAAUCGAAAUUAGAGGAUCAUAAUGAUGAUACCACUCAAAAUUAAGAUUUAGAAACUGAGGUAGCAAAUUAGACCUAGGUUUCUUAAGAAGAGCUAUUAAAAACCUACUUUGAGCAAAUAAAUGACUUUGAAAUAGAAAUAGGGUCAGCACAACAGAUUGAUAUCAGUAAAAAUGAUUCAUAGAAAAAGAAUCAAUAUAUUGAAUUGCUAUUAGACUUUCUUAACGAAGAAAGAAAUGUGAGUAUGGACUCUAUCAAAAUGUUUAUCAGAAUUAUCAAAAUGUUACUUGAUGAGGAAAGUUACAUUUUUCUAGAAUACAUCUUGAAUAAUGAAUCAAAAUUUUUUAGUAAGAUAUAUCAGCAUCUUAGCAAUUUACAAUUUGAUCUAACAAUGAGGCAUUUCUUAGAUUUUAGCAUUGAAGCUAAGCCUGAAGAGGAAGAAAAAGUUGAAUUAAAAUUAGUACCUGAGGAAAGGCAUAAAAGAUUGCUCGAUUAAAUAAAGGAGAGUCAAAGGUAACAACCUCCUCCAAAACAAUAGGAGAAUAAUUCUGAUGAUAUGAUACAUUUCAAUAGAGUAGAGAUAGAUAUAGAAGAAGAUUCAAGUAUUGCAACUACAAAACUCAAUAUUAAAUAAAAGAAGAAGCAGCAAGAUAAAGCUAAAUAAGAAAAGGAUGCUCAGGUAGAAAAAGAUAAGCAAAGAGUAAAAUAACUAUAAGAAUUACUUGAAGAAAGGUAGAUUCAUGUAAUAAUAAGGCUCAUUCAGAAUAUGAACUCAAACACUUCUAAUCUUGAUCAAUGCCUCACAUCUUACUAAUUUUUAGAAGAUGCUGCAACUUAUGAAACUAUUUUCAAAAAGCUUAUCUCAAAUUAAAUUCUCACAUAAAUGAUUCGACUAUCGUGUGAUUGCACAAAUAAAUUCUAAUCCUAUGGCUUGUGCUUACUAGCAAAAGUUAUUCAAUAAUUCCCAACAUUUGAUAAGAACCUUGAUAUGGAUAUUAUAUCUGAUUUCACUAUGGUCAUUGGCACGAUGUUCCUCGACUUGAUGUUCACUUGCUUACUCAUCAUUACCUAGCCAGAUCCUAUUUCCUAAGAUCCAUUUGUGAUUAUUAAUUAAGCUGGCUGCUAUCAGAGAAAGUUUGGUUUGACAAGACUAAGAGCUCUUGAACUAAUAUAUUGGUGCAUUAGAACAUUAAAUAACUAUCCCUAAUUUGACAGAGAUAUCAUGAUUACUCCAGUUUUAAGAAAGAAUUUGUUGAAGACUAUGAUAUAAACUAUGGAAGAGUUUUAGUUUUCAAGUAUAGCUCUUUAAACUGCAUCUAAGAUCAUUUCACUUUCAAUAGACAUUUAUGAUGAAGAGGAUGUAGACUUCUUGAUAGAAUUUAUAAUGAAGCAUUUAGAAACUGAUGAAAGACUUAAAUAUUCAUCAGGCUAAGAAAUGGAAAAAGCUAAUUUAGGAAAUAUUCUCAAAAUUGCAAUAAAUCUGAGAAAUCUGGUAGAAAAAUAGCCUCAGCUAAAAAUAAACUAAUUAAUUGAUGACGAAGACGAUGAAGAUGAGUCAGAUAAUAAACAGGGUGAGAAAUUUAGAAAAUAUCAAAAGAAUUAGAAAUGGAUAGAAUUCAGAUAAAACACACUUGAUCCAAAAAAACUAAGAUGGGAAAAACGUUUGGAGGAUUAUAUAAAAGAAAGAGAGGAAGCAAGAUCACGACACAAUAGUGAUUAAAUUAGAGAUGAAAAUAAUAUUGAGAAUUUAAAUAGACACCCAGUAGAGCAGUUCAAUCAAGAUAAUAAAGACGAGAAAGAUGAUCUUUAUGGAGAUAAUGAAGAUCUAAGUAUCUUGAUUAAGCAGUAUAAAGGUGCUAAUAAGAGAACUAAACAAAGAACACUUUCAGUCGAAUUUAAGAUGCCUAGCAGCCUUAUUCCUAAUGAAGAAGACAUGACUAAGAUAAACUACAGGGAUUGCUGGGGAGUUAGGGCAAAUUCAAAUGACAAAUUCCUUGAUAAUACUUACUGGAGAGUACCUGAGCAAUAUGAAAUAGACAAUCUUAUUCAAGAAUAAGGUCACAAGGACUGA